Peronospora matthiolae is the source of this 1968-nucleotide messenger RNA. The record is from the annotation of a GenBank genome assembly. NCBI's taxonomy places the organism in Eukaryota, Oomycota, Peronosporomycetes, Peronosporales, Peronosporaceae.
AUGGACGGACCCAGCAAUCGACGUCCGCCAGCGCCAACGGUUGUGCUGCUGGAGAAGGAGCAGCAGCAGAAGUUGCGUGAAGGCCACGCAGACCAAUCGAAUCGAUGCUCUGACGACCAACAGCGGCUGCAUCCCGGGCCUACCAGCGACAGGUUGGCUCUGCCCUCGAUGCUGCCUUCUUCCCAACAUGUCGCACUCCAAGCGCCUCCGCCCCCCACGACCAGCUACUUGCGCACUGACUUUACAACUGGACGUCGCCCUCUCUCUACGACGGCUGCGAGUUUCCACAAGACCAGUGAAGAACGAGGUGGUGAUGGUCUUCAGACGAACGUUUCCACCAACCGCCAGAAUCCGAACCCGGUAGCGGCUUUUCUGAAAGCGAAGGAUGCGCGGGAGAACUUUGCAAGCGGCAACUCCUUGUCCGCGCCCACUGACUACGACAACGUGGAGCAUACGGCAAUGCCUUUCAUCUCCAGUGCUGACUGUCCCGUGGAACAGCGUCCAGAUCCGACGAAAGGAUUUCGAGGAAAUGGGAGUAACCUGAAGCUGUCGGUCAGGUACAUGCUUAUUGGAGCUAUCUUCGGCAUUGCACUGGGGAUCGUCUUCACCUACAUCGGCAUGUCGCCCAUUGCAGCGCAGUGGAUAUCGCUACCUGGCGACUUGUUCCUCCGAGCUGUCAAUGCCCUCGUGGUGCCUUACGUCUUCUGCUCCGUGGCUGUAGCUGUGGGAGACAUUGUCUUUGUCGGCAAAGUAUCGAUCGUCGGACUGCAGACGCUGAAGGUUUUCGCGGUGGGGUGGCUGGUCUCUACGAUCUUGGGGAUCAGUGUAGCUCUCGUCUUGCGUCCCUUUUUCCGGCUCAAGACCAAAUUUGCCAUGCCUAGUGCGAAUGCAGUGGGGCUGACUUGCUCGAACGGACAAAUGGUGCAGAUGCUGAGCAACAACAGUAUCGUUUGCUCAUCCGACGCGACAGAGCUAUCGUUGAACAACGCCUUCGUCUUGACUGACAUGAACAAAGUGUUUGUGACGAACAGCGAUGCGGUGAUCACUGACCUGACGCUACGAAAGCAGUUGAUUUCGACGCUGGAGUCCGUAGUACCCAACAACAUUUUUGCUGCAUUGGCUGAAGGCAAUCUCUUGUCGAUCAUCGUCUUCGCUGCAGUGUUGGGCUCAGUUGCAGGGCGAAGCUACUUUUCGAACAGCUGCCGUGUGAAUUAUUUGUACCUGGUGCUCUUGCAGCUGCGCAACACUUUCUUUCUGGCCAUGGAGUGGGUCAUUUGGAUCACACCUGUUGCUGUCGUCUCCAUCAUCUCUGGAGCUUUUGCAUCCAGUCAGGACGCAGUGAGUCAGAUGCCCAAAGUCUACAUGUUUCUGGUGGCCUGUAUUCUGGCUACUGCACUGCAGAUCUUGGUCGUCUACCCGCUCGUGAUUUUUCUUCUCACCCGGUGCAACCCGUACGUGCACAUGCGCCACAUGGUCCGCUCGUAUCUCUUCGCUUUCGGUUCAUCUUCGUCGCUGGCUUCUGCUCCAGUAACGCUCAGUUGUAUUCAGAAGGCUCGCGUGUGCUCACAGUCGAUCGCCACUUUUGUCGUCUCCAUUGGCGCCGUCACGAAUAUGUCGGGCUCGGGAUGGUACUUCCCCAUUGGUAUAAUUUUUCUUGCUGAGUCAUCCGGUAAUGGCGAUGAGCUCAACUUUCUGCGUCUCGUUGCAAUCUUCUUCCUAACGCUGGUCGCGUGCGCUUGCGCGCCGCCAGUGCCAAACGGUGGAAUGGUGCUCAUGUCCACGAUGUACAAGACUGUCUUUGGUGUAAGCUUGUUGCCAUCCACUUGGGCACUUUAUGUCGCGAUGGACUUCCUAGCUGACCGUCUGGCGUCUAUUUGCAAUGUCAACGACGAGAUCAUGGCGCUCAAGGUCAUUGCCGAGAUCACGGACGAAACGGUGGCAGGGGACCAACUCAGCCAGCGCAACUAG